UGCUCUCGCCCUUCCAUGUUUAAUCGCUAUCGAUACUCGUGUGUUUUAUUUUCUCUGCACCCGCUUCUGCGAGGUCCAUAGCUGGGUGCCUUCGUGAGUUCUCAGGGCUGGGAUGUUGUGAGAAAUUCGGCGCAGUUGGCUAGACAUCAUCUGCAGCAGUUUAGUACACCCCAGACGGCCGCAUGUUAUCACAUCCGAGCGAGGAUCGGGGUGGAGCUCGCAACGGGGAGGCCAUGGAGAACACCACCAGCCGAGAGUCGUGCGAGGGCGAGCAACCGCCGAGUACCAACGGGGAAGUGGCCAAAGAGGAAGUCGGCGACGAGCUCCUAAACAGUGCUUCAGACGAAAGCAAAACAAUAUGUGGCCAAGAUGCAGAAGGGGACAACGAAUUAAGAGGCCUUCAAAUGUCAAAGCUUGAGGGUAUCAAGAAGGCAAUGGAAAUGCUUAACUUGAACGUGCUGCAUGAUGGACCCGCGAAGACCCCCGAGGAAGCCAUGCACAAGCGCUACCAGUUCUGGAGUACCCAGCCUGUGCCCAGAAUAGAUGAAAAGUUAAGUGCCAACACUGUCAACGAGCCGAUAGAGAGGGGCAAACCAAUUGAAGAAAUCAGAGACCAGCCGUACUCUUUGCCAUCUGACUUCACCUGGGACACUCUGGACAUCAACAAUCCAACCAUACUCAAAGAGCUGUAUCAGCUACUCAACGAGAACUAUGUAGAAGAUGAUGACAACAUGUUCCGCUUUGACUAUGCCCCUGAAUUUCUCAAAUGGGCCUUGCAGCCUCCUGGCUGGACUGCUGAUUGGCAUUGUGGUGUGCGUGUUGUCAAGAGCAACAAGCUUGUGGGUUUCAUCAGCGCUGUACCAGCCACGAUACGCAUCUACAACCAUACACAGCGCAUGGCUGAGGUCAACUUCCUGUGCGUGCACAAAAAGCUGCGUUCCAAGCGGGUGGCACCUGUACUGAUCCGGGAGAUCACGAGGCGUGUCAACCGUCGUGGCAUCUUCCAGGCAGUCUACACAGCUGGUGUUGUUCUGCCAAAACCCAUUGGAACUUGCAGGUACUGGCACAGAUCGCUCAACCCGCGCAAGCUAAUAGACGUCCGUUUCUCUCACUUGAGCCGCAACAUGACAAUGCAGCGCACGCUGAAGCUCUACCGGCUACCUGAAAAGCCAAAGACACCUGGAUUUAGACAAUUACGAAAGUCGGACACGGCACAAGCACAUGCUCUGCUCGAAAAGUACCUGGAGAAGUUUGACCUUGCCCCUGUGUUCAGCAAGGAUGAAUUCAGGCACUGGUUCCUGCCACGCCCUGAUAUUGUGGACAGCUAUGUUGUAGAGGGGGAGAACCAGACGCUAACAGACUUUGUGAGUUUCUACUCUCUACCAUCCACGGUGAUGCACCAUGCUGUACAUAAGGUGCUGCGGGCAGCCUAUGCUUUCUACAGUGUAGCCACCUCUGUUCCCUUGGUGGACCUCAUGCAGGACGCCCUAAUCAUCACCAAAAAUAAUGGCUAUGAUGUUUUCAAUGCCCUGGACUUAAUGGACAACAAGGAGUUCCUGGAAAAGCUAAAGUUUGGCAUUGGAGACGGGAACCUGCAGUACUACCUGUACAACUGGAGGUGCCCGGAGAUGGCUCCCAAUAAAAUUGGACUUGUUCUGCAAUGACCAUGUGGAGGCUAGCGCCGAGGGCACGGCAAAUGCAAAUACCCAAGCGCAUACACCGACUGCUGUGAUAGCCACGCCAUGUCUUGUUGCAACUGUCUCAUUUGCCCAACACCUGACUCAGUUGCCUUAUCACAGCCUUCACUUCCUCCCCAUUUGAAUUGAGUUGUAAGACUGCAUCGGAAAGUGACACCCGAAUGAAAGACGGUUGCCUGCACAUGCCAAGCUCUUGAGUGAACAUCUCCUUGCUUUGUUUAUGCACUUUGUUUAGUCACCCUUAGUGAAAUGACUUGUGUGAAUUAAUUUCCCUCUGCUUUUUUGACCGGUUGGUGCUUUUUCCUUCUGCACUUACUCAUACACUGAACGAGGUUUGGACCAGAUCAUUUUGUUCGGUUUCAGCUGCUCUGGAAAGAAGACGCUAUCGUCCACGUUGUGAAUGACUACGACCAUGAUUCUCUUUGUAGUGGUGCCACAUGUGAGAACGGUGAAGGACACUGAUGGCUCCAGCAGCAUGCUCUGUUGUAAUGUCUCCCUGAUGUCAGGUGUUGACUGUGGGACAUUCGCCAAUGUUACCUAUGCUGGCAUUGGCUCUAGGCUCAGGCUUUUACAGAAUGGAGCCUCGAACAAGAGUUCAGAAAGGGCUGCCCUCUUGUGCUCUGUGAAACUUCUUUUGCAAUAGUGGUCACUGCUUUCGUUGCAAUUUGAUGAGUAGGUCGUGUAAUACGGCCCAUGUCAUGAUGACAGGCUGCGCUGUGUUUUUGUAACAUUUCUUUUUAAUGGAAUGAGUUCCAUGGCAGCAAGUAAAUCCCUUGUUUUUAGUCUACAUUAAAUUAGUCACUGUAAAAUAUUGCUUCUUGCAGUUCGCCCAUGGACAACUUUCUGUGUUUGAGGCAAUGUUUUGACACUCAGGUGUCCACAUAGAUAGUUCUUUAUGAUGUCGCAUUCUGAGUGUUUUUUUUUUUCUUUUUUUAAGUGUACAUUUGUUGAAAGUAAGCAUAAGUUAAUGCAGCUGAUUUAUUGCUUGUUAGUUUAGAGGGCACUGUGUAACUUUCACCACGUUUCCUUGCUUGCCUGAGUGAUAGCACCCAGUGCGUAAAUGUGCUAACAUGGGGUUGUCCAUGGAAGCACUGUCUAAUAUAAUGAACUUGUAUGGGGUUGAGAAAGAGAAGAAAACUUUUUAUCUUGAAGAGCACUUGUCGUAUCUUCCAUGUACAGGUGCUUGCAACAAUCUAAACAUGUCUUUGGUACUGAAUGCAACACCUAAUUGGAGGCGACAACUAAGCAAAUAUCAAUAAAAUCACCUGUGAACUUGCAA
Molecule: messenger RNA, 2976 nt
Organism: Rhipicephalus microplus (southern cattle tick)
Lineage: Eukaryota; Metazoa; Arthropoda; Arachnida; Ixodida; Ixodidae
Gene: Nmt
Product: N-myristoyl transferase
Biological process (GO): N-terminal peptidyl-glycine N-myristoylation
Cellular component (GO): cytoplasm
Molecular function (GO): glycylpeptide N-tetradecanoyltransferase activity
Source: RefSeq, a predicted model, not a curated record